AUGCCUACUAGAACUUCAUUCUAUCCAUUGUAUGGAUUAGGGAUGGCAGAAACCACCGUUCCUGAUUUCCCUGGACGGAUUUCUUGGAAAAGCGCCCUCUGCCUUAAAAAGAUUGUAACGAAGUUUGAGGAAAUGGAUCUUGUGGAGAAGGUGUACAAUACCCAAUUCCGAUAUAUAGUCUCUGCCCCAGUGUUGCAGUUCUCAGGAACUAUUGAGGAUUAUGAUGAUGAAGAGGAGGGAAGUGAACCUGAGGAUGAACAUGAAGAACCUACUUCCAAACCAAACACCCGGAAGAGAAAGGCUGCGCUUAAUCUCAAAGAAGCCGUAAAUCUGAAGAGGAAGCUUGCUUAUGAAUCUAGUCCUGCCCACAUUCCUAGCCCUCCAUCCGCUACUAGUCCUGGAUUACCUCCAACAUCUUCUGUUGGAUGUAAAUGUGAAGAGCUGAAAGAGGAGGUAAAAGCGCUGAAGGAGGAACUCAUCAAAGAGGUGAAGGAGGAGCUCAAAGAGAUGAAAACAGCUUACGAAGAAACUCAAACAAAUCACAAGGCUUAUAUGAAAAAGUUGGUUGUUAGUAUGUGCGAACAGUUAUUAGCCAAAUCCAACCAAAGGAUGGCCACGUUAAUUGUCAAAUUAGAUAGUAUGGAGGAGGAGAGGAAGAAGAAGAAGAAGAAGAGCAAAUUGGAAAAGAAGGGCAAGACUGAGAAUUGGUUGAAAGAUGAAGCUACCAAUGAUGAGACAAAGACUGUGUUUACUUGCGAAGCACGAAAGAAGUUGUUUGUUAGAGUUCUAACAAAGUCCACAUGGCUUAAAGAUCCUGAAAUCGACGCAGUGUGCCACUUGUUGCGCAAAAGGAUUGAGCAAUAUCCCAAGACAUAUAAACAUUGUAAAGUAUCAAUAGGGGAUUGCUUAUUAGCAGAUAUGAUGAGGCGAGAGUACCCGAACUAUAAACAAGAUCCUGAAAAUUUUCCAAUAUCAGACGUCUUUUCUCAGUACUUCUGGGGAGCGCCUCAUAGACAUAUGCCAGAAUGGCCACACGUAGACGAUAUUUACGUGCCUUUGAACAUUGGCAACAAGCAUUGGGUACUGUGCGUCGUUCGUGUACAAGAUAAUCACAUUGACGUUUAUGACUGCGACUCGAGUAUUUAUAGGAAUCUCGAUCCAUACAUGAGACCUUUGUGUGAGAUGUUUCCACGAAUAUAUGCAAUGGGAGCCAGUGAUGCUGAGCUAAAACGGUAUCCUAAUUUCAAUUUCCAGAAACUGACAUAUAAAAGGUUGCCACACCCAGCCAAAAAUGCAGUCGCCAAAUAUGGGGAAGUCCCUAGAGCAGAUGAAAGUGGGGAUUGUGGUGUAUUUAUGCUUAUGCACAUGGAAUACUUGACUGCUGGUUUAGGUGUAGAGAAGAACUUGAAUUGUGCUUAUGUAUUCUGA
Molecule: messenger RNA, 1428 nt
Organism: Impatiens glandulifera
Lineage: Eukaryota; Viridiplantae; Streptophyta; Magnoliopsida; Ericales; Balsaminaceae
Exons: 6
Coding region: 1-1428 (475 amino acids)
Biological process (GO): protein desumoylation
Cellular component (GO): nucleus
Molecular function (GO): deSUMOylase activity
Source: RefSeq, a predicted model, not a curated record